Molecule: messenger RNA, 2796 nt
Organism: Erigeron canadensis
Lineage: Eukaryota; Viridiplantae; Streptophyta; Magnoliopsida; Asterales; Asteraceae
Exons: 18
Coding region: 14-2620 (868 amino acids)
Biological process (GO): guanosine tetraphosphate metabolic process
Cellular component (GO): chloroplast
Source: RefSeq, a predicted model, not a curated record
UCAUAAAGGGAGGAUGUUAUAUUCAUGGGAGACUAGUGGUAGCAGUAGUAAGAUGAUGACAAUGUUGUUUGGUCGCGUGAGAAACAAUUAUAACUAUAAUUAUAAUAAUAUAACUGCUGCUGUUGCUCGAAAGAGGAAGAAGAAGAAAUAUGUGUGUAUGAUGGACCUCCCGAAUGUAAUUGGUGGUGUAGCUGGUGGUGUUCAUGGUGGGGCGGGGGCAGGCGCAGUUUCCUCUGCAAUUACUCAAGUCGCUGUUACUGCGGUCGCAAUUGCAUCAGGAGCUUGUCUUUCUACCAAGCUUGAUUUUUUUUACCCUAAAUUCGUCCACCAACAGCCACCUGCUGCUGCUACGGAUGAUAAUGCUUCUUCAAUACUGGAUGGAGUGGAUGUUACUGGAUACCCUGUAUUUAAUGACCCAAAGGUGCACAAGGCAAUUGCAUUUGCAAGGAAAGCUCAUCAUGGCCAGCUUCGCAAAACAGGAGACCCAUAUCUAACCCACUGUAUCAAUACUGCAAAAAUUUUAGCUGUGCUAGUUCCCGCAUCCGGCAAAAAGGCUAUUGAUACAGUCAUUUCUGGCAUACUACAUGAUGUAGUUGAUGAUACAGGUGAAAGCUUGUACAACAUAGAGACAGAGUUUGGUGAAGAUAUAGCAAAACUGGUAUCUGGUGUGUCCAGGUUGAGUUAUAUUAAUCAGUUGCUACGAAGACACCGUAGGAUAAAUGUGAAUCAGGCCACCCUUGGUUAUGAAGAGGCAAAUAAUAUACGAGUGAUGCUCUUAGGCAUGGUUGAUGAUCCACGUGUGGUGCUCAUCAAGCUUGCAGAUCGUCUACACAACAUGAGAACUAUUUACGCUCUGCCCUCUGAGAAGGCUAAAGCUGUAGCACAGGAGACUUUGGUUAUUUGGUGUUCUCUGGCUUCCAGAUUGGGCUUGUGGGCUUUAAAAGCAGAACUUGAAGACCUCUGUUUUGCAGUUCUUCAGCCUCAGAUCUUUCGGCAGAUGCGAUCUGACCUGGCCUCCAUGUGGACGCCCAACGGCAAGGGAGGCUACUUGAGAAGACUCUCUUCUAAAAGCAUCUCAAACAUGGAAUCAAAUGGAAGGUGUUUAACUCCUGAUUGUGAAGCAUCAAUUUAUGAGGGAGUAGUUAGUAUGCAGGAUCUUUUGCAGGCUGUUCUUCCUUUUGAUCUCCUACUGGAUCGAAGAAAGCGAAUUAAAUAUAUCCAGGAUCUUGUGUCAUGCUCGGAGGUCCAAACAAAGCCAAAAGUUGUGAGAGAUGCUGGAAUUGCGCUAGCAUCUCUGGUUGUUUGUGAGGAAGAACUGGAGUGCGAGUUGUUUAUAUCCACCUCGUAUGUUCCUGGAAUGGAAGUGAUCUUAUCUAGCCGCCUAAAAAGUUUGUACAGCAUCUACAGUAAGAUGAAGCGUAAAGAUGUUGGUAUUGAUAAAGUAUAUGAUGCCCGUGCUCUGAGAGUGAUCGUUGGAGAUAAAAGUGGAACUUUACAUGGACAAGCUGUUCGGUGCUGCUACAGUCUUCUAGAUAUCAUACACAGGCUUUGGACGCCAAUUGAUGGAGAAUUUGAUGAUUACAUUGUCAAUCCAAAACCAAGUGGAUAUCAGUCUCUGCACACUGCAGUGUAUGGUCCAGAAAACUCUCCAAUGGAAUUCCAAAUAAGAACCCAGAGCAUGCAUGAGUAUGCUGAGCAUGGAGUUGCUGCACAUUGGCUUUAUAAAGAAGCCGGAAAUAAGUUGCCUAGCAAGAGCAGUGUAAUUGAUUCUGAGAUAACUUUGUCCUCAUAUCUUUCAAAUGACAUGGAAGAGAAGAGUUUGCUUGAUGAUCAUGUGUUUCAAAAGUACAGCUCCCUAAAAGCAGGACAUCCAGCCCUUAGAAUAGAAGGAAGUCAUUUGCUUGCAGCAGUUGUCAUCAGAGUGGAUGAGGAUGGAAAAAACCUGCUCGUGGCUGUCAGCUUUGUACUCGCCGCUUCUGAAGCAGUUGCAGAUAGAAGAUCUUCUCAAAGAAAGCGGUGGGAAGCUUAUGCAAGAUUGUACAAAAAGGUAUCAGAUGAAUGGUGGUUUGAACCAGGGCACGGGGAUUGGUGUACCUGCUUGGAGAAGUACACCCUCUGUCGAGAUGGUAUUUACCAUAAGCAAGAUCAAUUUCAGCGCUUGUUGCCAACGUUCAUUCAAGUUAUUGAUUUAUCUGGAGCAGAAGAAAAUGAAUACUGGAAUGUUGUGUCUGCUAUAUCAGAGGGGAAACAGCUUGACUCUGUGUCAAUGAACUCAAGUUCUUCCGAGAGUUCAGCUUCAAUUUCUGGAUGGUCUACCCCCAUGGAAGCUGGCAUCAACAACAAGGUGCUGCUGUUGAGGACAAUGCUUCAAUGGGAGGAACAGUUGCGGUCUGAGGCAGGUUUCCAGCAAUCGAAUCUUGUUAAUGCGAAUCAGUUUGGGGAAAUAGCAGUUGUAUGCUGGCCAGAUGGUGAGAUCGUAAGGUUGAGAAGUGGUAGCACAGCUGCAGAUGCUGCUACCAGGGUUGGACUUGAAGGCAAGUUAGUUUCUGUAAAUGGUCAGAUUGUGCUGCCUAGUACACAGCUUAAAGACGGCGAUGUUAUUCAAGUCAGAGUUCGAUAAAUUUGUAUUCUAUAUUGGAAAUACAUGUAUAUAUUUUGUAAAUUGCUGUGUAUCUUAAUCCUAAGAUCUAGUCUGGCCUGCCAUGUUUAAUUUCGUAAUUAGUUGGUCAUUGUUAACCUUAUACGUGUACAUAAUCAUGAAACAAUUUUGCUGCCAUUGAAGCAAAUUUCAUUUCA